AUGUUAAAUCAAAAUAAUGAACGAAGAUCUACAAGAUUUAUCAAUUUUGCCAAAUCUACAAGAGAUGUUUAUAUACCUAAAGUUACUAGUUCAAUAAGUUCAAUUGCAUCUAAAGCAUUUAGUAAUAACUCAGCUGUUUAUAAUGAAGAUGGUCAAUUAUUACUACCUCCAAAUACUUCAAUACAUUUAUUCCCACAAUAUUCAUUUAAACAUGGUGAUAAAUAUUAUAUCAAAGUUAAAGGUUGGAUGUCUGCUUCUGGUGGAAUGAAUAGAAGAAAUAGAAUGAUGCUAUCAGUAAUUACCAAAAUUAUUAAACAGAAUAAUACAAAUAUAGAUUUAGAUCAAGAUGUAAAACAAGAAAUUUUCAAUCCUGAAAGUUCAAGUUCAAGUGAUACUGAAAGUAUACAAUCUAAUGGUUCAGAAUCACCACUUGGUUCGGAUACAAUGAUAAGAGAAAGGUUGAAGCAUUUUUUAUCCAAGAAUAUACCCAAUACACCAAUUGAAAUAAGAAUAGGAAGUGAAAACAUAAAACAAGAUAAUAUAAAAACUGAAAAAUUAUAUACUGAUCAAUAUGGAUUUUUCAAAACUACAAUUGAGAUAGGUUAUAAACCUACAGUUGUCCAAGUACAAUCAUUAGUUUCAGAAACAAUUUUUGCCUUUCAAGAUGUUAUGAUUUUUAAAAGUAAUGGGAUUGGUAUAAUUAGUGAUAUCGAUGAUACAAUCAAAAUUACAGGAGUUAUUGGUGAUAAAAGACACUUGUUGAGAAAUUUACUAACUAAAGAUAUGCUUGAUUGGUCAAUACCCAGUGUUAUAGAUUGGUUUAUUAAAAUUUAUAAAAAUGAAGAUGUUAAUUUCUUCUAUGUUUCAAAUUCACCAUCGCAAUUAUUUAAUAUAAUCUAUCAAUAUUUACAAUUGGUUAAUUUACCUCCUGGAUCAAUACAUUUGAAAACAUAUCAUGGUAAUUUAAUUAAUUCAUUAUUGGAAACACCAAGUUUAAGAAAACAAGAAUAUUUAUAUAAAAUUCUACAAGAUUUUCCAGAGAAAAAGUUUAUAUGUAUUGGAGAUUCUGGUGAAUAUGACUUGGAAGCUUAUGUGGAUAUAGCUAGAAAAUUCCCAAGUCAAGUAAUAUCAAUUAAUAUCAGAUAUGUUAAAGAUUCAUUUAGUGAUACUGAUGACGACAUGUAUAUAUAUAAAGAACUACUAAGAUUGUUAUCAAUAAAAAGAAAAGAAAUACCCAAAAUCAAGAAAAUACCCGAGCCCGAUUUAAUAGAUUUAUCAAAUACAAAAGUCCCACCAAUGGUUCCUAAAAAACCUGCAAGUCUACAAGGUAAACAAUUAAGAAAACCUCCAUUACCCGAAAGACCAAAACGGUCACCAUCACCAACAUCAAAUAUAUCAUCGGAUGGUACUAAUCUAGAUUAUGAUUUACCACCUCCAUUACCUAAAAGAAAACCCGAAUUUUCACCAAAUUCAAGCAAUUCAAGUUUUGAUUUAAACGAUCUUUGUUCAUCACCAAGUUUCCUAGAUUUACAAGAGACUGAUAAAAAAGGAGCAAAAUGGAUUCAAAGGAUUAUAGAAGCUUUAAAAGAUUUAGAAGGUACAGAUACAAAAAUUAAUUUAUUUAUGGAUUCAGAUGAAAAGUUUUUUAAAGAUUCACAUAUUGAAUUAAAUGAAUUAUGCAAAUGA
This is a messenger RNA of Insectozyma verbasci, 1686 nucleotides long. The record is from the annotation of a GenBank genome assembly. NCBI's taxonomy places the organism in Eukaryota, Fungi, Ascomycota, Pichiomycetes, Serinales, Debaryomycetaceae.